CAUAACCAAUUACCAAUGUGGCCCCAAAAUAUCACAUUUCCCGCUCCUCGGAAAUGACUUCAGUUAUUGCUUGGUUCCUAUUCCUUAUAUUUCUAUGUUCAUGAUUUGUGUUGCAUGUUUUUCUUGAUUGUAUGAAGUAUUGUAAAAUAAUAAGAUGGGCAAAGCAAAAAAGAUAAAGGUUUCUAAACAACCUAAAACAGCUUUAGGUGAUCAAAUAGAAGAAGAAAAAGCUGUAAAAUCGAACAACAGGCGAAAGGUCAGAAUUCGCCAUGAAGAUGAUGAUAAGUUUGUGGAUCCUGCUCUUACAAAACGAAUUCUAUCUCAAGCCAGACGACAACAAAUGGAAAUUGAAGAAGAAAGUGGAAUUGGACAAAGUACAAGAUCUAUAAAGAAACCAUUAACAAAACUUGACACUAAUGCUGAAUUUAGUGAUUCAGAGGAAGUAUCAAGUGAAGAUGAACAGGAUACUGCACAAUAUUAUCAAGAUAUUAAAAUAAAUGAAGAAGAUGAAAGAGCUAUACAAAUGUUCAUGUCUAAGGAUCCUGCCCCUAUGAAGACUUUGGCUGAUAUAAUAUUAGAAAAGUUAACAGAAAAGAAAACAGAAAUUGAAACUCAAUUUUCAGAUGCAGGCUCAAUUCAAAUGCAAGAAUUAGAUCCAAGGGUGAAAGCAAUGUAUGAAGGUGUUAGAGAUGUAUUAACAAAAUAUCGCAGUGGAAAAUUACCUAAAGCAUUCAAAAUUGUUCCUAAUUUAAAAAAUUGGGAACAAAUAUUAUAUAUUACUGAUCCAACAAAAUGGUCAGCUGCAGCAAUGUAUCAAGCUACUCGAAUAUUUGCCUCUAAUCUUAAAGAAAAAAUGGCGCAAAGAUUUUAUAACUUAAUAUUAUUACCACGAAUUAGAGAUGACUUAGCAGAAUAUAAAAGAUUAAAUUUUCAUUUAUAUGAAGCAUUACGGAAAGCUCUGUAUAAACCUGCUGGUUUCAUGAAAGGAAUUUUACUUCCACUUUUAGAAUCUGGAACCUGUACAUUAAGAGAAGCUGUUAUUAUUGGAUCUGUGCUUGCUAAAAAUUCAAUACCAAUUUUACAUUCUUCAGCAGCAAUAUUAAAAAUUGCAGAAAUGGAUUACACUGGAGCUAAUAGCAUUUUUCUUAGAAUAUUUUUAGAUAAAAAAUAUGCUCUUCCAUAUAGAGUUAUUGAUGCAGUGGUAUUUCAUUUUCUUAGAUUUGAAAGAGAUCCUAGAGAGCUUCCAGUUUUAUGGCAUCAGGCAUUAUUAACUUUUGUACAACGUUAUAAGGGUGAUAUUAGUUCUGAACAAAAAGAAGCUUUAUUAGGAUUAUUAAGGAAACAAUCUCAUCAUACAAUUACAGCUGAAAUAAGAAGAGAAUUGCAACAUGCUAAAUGCAGAGACAUAGAAAUCACAGAACCUAAAUUAGAACCUAUGAUUUGCUAGAUAUUUGUAUUUUAUUAAUUUUGUAAAUUAAAGCAUUAAUAGUUAUAAAAUGAAAUUCAUCUUUUUUA
Bombus pyrosoma is the source of this 1515-nucleotide messenger RNA. RefSeq names its product bystin (gene bys). Gene Ontology annotation, biological process: rRNA processing. The coding region runs from base 155 to 1447 and encodes 430 amino acids. The transcript is spliced from 3 exons. Gene Ontology annotation, molecular function: snoRNA binding. Gene Ontology annotation, cellular component: preribosome, small subunit precursor; nucleolus; cytoplasm. The record is from RefSeq and is a predicted model, not a curated record. Lineage: Eukaryota; Metazoa; Arthropoda; Insecta; Hymenoptera; Apidae.